UGGGACGUGAGCGCUCCCCAAUAUCAGGGGUGGGCAGCCGGAAAAGCCUUCAUUACCAGGUGACAUUGCUCCGCUUCACCAGGGAGUGAACGGAGACCUCGGACCGCACCGACCGCUGCCUGCUCCGCACCCCGGCCCCGAACACUAUCCAGCGCCCAUGAUGGAGGCCAUCGUCCGCCGCUGCCCUUUCCUCGCCAGGGUCUCGCAGACCUUCUUGCAGAAAGCUGGGAAGUCUCUGAUCUCUUACGCCCAGAACUGCCCUGUGAUGAUGGCGCCCAGAGCCCUGUCCAGCGCCCAGCUGAGCACCUCCGCCGCGCGCCACCAGGAGACCAAGGAGACGUCCAGCAGCAACCAGAAUCCUGCCCCUCCAGCAGGGCUCGUCCCCUCCCCCGUGUCUCAGGCGCCGGCCGACCACGUUGGAGCCGCCGGCAGCAGCCAGAGCGCCUCUAAAUGCCCCUUCCUGGCUGCACAGCUGAGUCAGGAGAACAGCGGCGUCUUCCGCAAGGCCAGCCUCGUCUUACAGGAGGACGUGCACGAGACCCUGAGGACAGAUGUGACUUCGUCGCCUGCAGUGGAGCCGACCGCGUCUAAGCUGAAGCCGCAGAGGAGGAUGGGAGUCCUGGAGCAAUUCCAGAAGCCGGAGCUGGUGUCUCAUCUCCUUCAGGAUAACAUGCCAAAGUCCGUGCGCACUUUCCAAUACGACAGCUUCUUUGAAAAGAAAAUCGAGGACAAGAAGAACGACCACACCUACCGCGUCUUCAAAACCGUCAACCGCCGCGCUCAGGUGUUUCCCAUGGCCGACGACUAUUCGGACUCUCUGAUCAGUAAGAAGACGGUCUCGGUCUGGUGCAGCAACGACUACCUGGGGAUGAGCCGCCACCCCAAAGUGGUGGGAGCCGUCAUGGAGACCCUGAAACAACAUGGGGCCGGUGCGGGCGGCACCCGGAACAUCUCGGGGACCAGUAAAUUCCAUGUGGAACUGGAGGAUGAAUUGGCCGACCUGCACGGUAAAGACGCCGCUCUGCUGUUCUCCUCCUGUUUUGUGGCGAAUGACUCCACGCUCUUUACGCUGGCGAAAAUGUUGCCCGGCUGUGAGAUCUACUCUGACGCUGGGAACCACGCCUCUAUGAUCCAGGGGAUCCGGAACAGCCGUGUGCCGAAAUACGUCUUCCGGCACAACGACGCCGCUCAUCUCCGGGAGCUGCUGAAGAACUCCGACCCCUCCAUCCCGAAGAUCGUGGCUUUUGAAACCGUCCACUCCAUGGAUGGCGCGGUCUGCCCCCUGGAGGAGUUGUGUGACAUAGCGCACGAAUACGGAGCCAUCACAUUUGUGGAUGAAGUUCACGCAGUGGGGCUAUACGGUGCCCGGGGGGGCGGUAUAGGGGAUCGUGAUGGCGUCAUGAACAAGAUGGAUAUCAUCUCUGGCACUCUGGGUAAAGCGUUCGGCUGCGUCGGUGGUUACAUCGCCAGCACCAGUCAUCUGAUCGACACGGUCCGCUCCUACGCCGCCGGCUUCAUAUUCACCACGUCUCUGCCGCCGAUGCUGCUGGGAGGAGCCCUGGCGUCGGUCCAGGUGCUGAAGAGUGAAGAGGGGCAGGCUCUGCGGCGUCAGCACCAGCGCAACGUCAAGCUCCUGCGGCAGAUGCUGAUGGAUGCCGGCCUCCCCGUGGUGCACUGCCCCAGCCACAUCAUCCCCAUCAGGGUUGGAGAUGCCGCCAAAAACACGGAGAUCUGUGAUCAGAUGAUGAGCAAAUACAACAUCUACGUUCAAGCGAUUAAUUACCCCACAGUCCCGCGCAGAGAGGAAAUGCUGAGGAUCGCGCCCACCCCGCACCACACCCCCCAGAUGAUGAGCUACUUCCUGGGUACAGAAGCUGCUGAUCACUUGGAAGGAGGUGGGCCUGGAGCUGAAGCCGCACUCCAGCGCUGAAUGCAACUUCUGCCGGCAGCCGCUGCACUUCGAGGUGAUGAGUGAACGCGAGAAAUCCUACUUCUCCGGCCUCAGUAAAGUCGUAUCAGCCAGUGCCUAACACGGGCCCCGGGCCUGAGUCUAUAGUCACACUACAUAGUAUAUCCAGAGGUCACUGUUCACACUAUGAAUGUCACAUCUGUUAUUAAAGUCUAUAUUUCAUAUGGUCA
Bufo bufo (common toad) is the source of this 2139-nucleotide messenger RNA. RefSeq names its product 5'-aminolevulinate synthase 1 (gene ALAS1). The record is from RefSeq and is a predicted model, not a curated record. Gene Ontology annotation, cellular component: mitochondrial matrix; mitochondrion. Gene Ontology annotation, biological process: heme biosynthetic process; erythrocyte development; hemoglobin biosynthetic process. Gene Ontology annotation, molecular function: pyridoxal phosphate binding; 5-aminolevulinate synthase activity. Bases 158 to 1930 code for a protein of 590 amino acids. The transcript is spliced from 11 exons. Lineage: Eukaryota; Metazoa; Chordata; Amphibia; Anura; Bufonidae.